Molecule: messenger RNA, 3516 nt
Organism: Microthlaspi erraticum
Lineage: Eukaryota; Viridiplantae; Streptophyta; Magnoliopsida; Brassicales; Brassicaceae
Source: the annotation of a GenBank genome assembly
AUGACGUCACUCUCAAAGACCAUUUUGGUCUUCACUCUCAUCUUGUUCUUCUCUGCCUUUUCACAUGCCAAACAGAGCUUAGAACCAGAGAUUGAAGCUUUAAGAUCCUUCAAAAAUGGCAUCUCCAGCGACCCUUUAGAGGUGUUAUCGGAUUGGACCAGUACCGGUUCGGUACAACACUGCAAUUGGACCGGAAUCACCUGUGACCUUACCGGCCAUGUUGUCUCGAUUUCCUUGCUGGAGAAGCAACUUCAAGGUGUUCUUUCUCCAGUCAUCUCGAAUCUAACCUACCUCCAGGUUCUUGAUCUCACUUCAAAUAAUUUUACCGGCGAAAUACCGGCUGAAAUCGGGAAAUUGACCGAGCUUAACCAGCUCAUUCUCUACUUAAACCAUUUCUCUGGUUUGAUUCCAUCUGAGAUUUGGGAGCUUAAGAAUAUUGUGUAUCUUGAUCUAAGAGAUAAUUUGUUGACCGGUGAUGUUGAAGCAAUCUGCAAAACUAGUUCUUUGGAAUUAGUAGGACUUGCAAACAACAACUUAACCGGAAAAAUACCUGAAUGCCUAGGAAAUUUGGUUCAUCUCCAGAUUUUUAUGGCAGACUUAAACCGGUUCACUGGUUCGAUUCCAGCAUCAACUGGUACUUUGGUUAAUCUGACGGAUUUAGACCUGAGCGGUAACCAGUUGACCGGUAAAAUACCGAGAGAGAUAGGAAAUCUCUCUAACUUACAAGCUCUUGCUUUGGAGGGUAACUUGUUGGAAGGAGAAAUACCGGCUGAGAUCGGAAACUGCACGAGCUUGAUCGAAAUUGAGCUGUACCGUAACCACUUAACCGGAAAAAUACCGGCUGAAUUAGGGAAUUUGGUUCAGCUGGAGGCACUCCGGUUAUACGGGAACAAACUGAAUUCCUCAAUUCCAUCCUCGUUAUUUCGGUUGACCCGGUUAACCAAUUUGGGAUUAUCGGAGAACCAGUUGGUUGGACCAAUACCGGAAGAGAUUGGUUUGCUCAAGUCGCUUAAAGUCCUCACGCUUCAUUCCAACAACUUAACAGGAGCGUUUCCACAGUCCAUCACCAACUUGAGGAACUUGACAGUAAUAACGAUGGGAUUCAAUAAUAUCUCCGGUGAGCUCCCAGCGGAUCUAGGCCUACUUACAAAUCUCCGGAACCUUUCUGCGCACGACAAUCUUCUUACCGGACCAAUACCUUCCAGCAUAAGUAACUGCACUGGUCUUAAAGUCCUGGACCUGUCUCAUAACCAGAUGACCGGUGAGAUUCCGAGGGGUUUGGGACGUCUGAAUCUUACGUUUAUUUCUCUUGGACCUAAUCGGUUUACCGGAGAAAUUCCAGAUGAGAUCUUCAACUGUUCAAACGUGGAAGUUCUUAAUUUGGCAGAGAACAACUUAACAGGAACUCUCAAGCCGUUAAUUGGGAAGCUUGAGAAACUCAGGAUCUUGCAACUUUCUUUCAACUCUCUCACUGGGAAGAUCCCUGGAGAGAUUGGGAACCUGAGAGAGCUGAAUAUCUUGUUCCUUCAAGCUAAUCAUUUCAGAGGAAGAAUCCCAAGGGAGGUGUCGAAUCUCACUCUCCUCCAGGGGCUUGUGCUGCAUACAAAUGAUCUCCAAGGUCCGAUCCCUGAAGAAAUGUUUGAUAUGAAGCUACUGUCACUGCUCGAGCUAUCCAACAACAGAUUCUCUGGUCCGAUUCCUGUCUCCUUCGCGAAGCUCGAAUCGCUUAUCUAUCUGAGUCUUCAAGGAAACAAGUUCAACGGAUCUAUCCCUGCAAGCCUUAAGUCACUUUCGCAUCUCAACACAUUCGAUAUCUCAGACAAUCUUCUCACCGGAACCAUCCCUGAAGAGCUGAUAUCUUCGAUGAGGAACUUGCAGCUCAACCUCAACUUCUCGAACAAUUUCUUGACUGGAACCAUCCCAAAUGAGCUUGGAAAGCUUGAAAUGGUUCAAGAAAUCGACUUUUCGAACAAUCUCUUUUCUGGUUCCAUUCCAAGUUCUUUAAAGGCCUGCAAAAACGUCUUCUCUCUGGAUUUCUCGCGGAACAAUCUCUCCGGUCAGAUCCCAGAUGAAGUCUUCGAACAAAGAGGCAUGGAUAUGAUCAGAAGCUUGAACCUUUCAAGGAACAGUCUCUCUGGUGGAAUCCCCGAGAGCUUCGGGAACAUGACGCAAUUAGUCUCUCUGGAUCUCUCUGGUAACAAUCUCACAGGCGAAAUUCCAGAGAGCCUCGCUAAUCUCUCCACGCUGAAACAUCUCAAACUUGCUUCAAACCACCUCAAAGGCCAUCUUCCCGAAACCGGUGUGUUCAAAAACAUGGACGCGACUGAUCUGAUGGGGAACACAGAUCUCUGUGGAAGCAAGAAGCCUCUCAAGCCAUGUAUGAUCAAGAAGAGGUCGAGCCACUUCUCAAAGAGAACUGCAAUCAUUCUUGGAUCAGCCGCGGUUCUUCUUCUCGUACUGCUUCUUGCUCUGAUUCUCAUCUGUUGCAAGAAAAAGGGGAAAAAGAUUGAAAAAUCACCAGAGUCUCCAUUGCCGGAUUUGGAUUCAGCUCUGAAGCUGAAGAGAUUCGACCCAAAGGAGCUGGAGCUAGCAACAGAUUCAUUCAACAACGCCAACAUUAUUGGAUCAAGCAGCUUAAGCACAGUGUACAAAGGCCAUUUAGAAGACGGAACAAUAAUUGCAGUAAAAGUAUUGAAUCUGAAGCAAUUCUCUGCGGAAUCAGAUAAAUGGUUCUACACAGAAGCCAAAACGCUGAGCCAGUUGAAGCAUCGAAACCUGGUGAAGAUCUUAGGGUUUGCUUGGGAGAGCGGCAAAAUGAAGGCCUUGGUGCUUCCGUUUAUGGAGAAAGGAAGCUUGGAGGAUGCGAUUCACGGCUCUGCAUCAACGGGAACGUUCUCCGAGAGAAUCGAUCUCUGUGUUGAUAUCGCGAGCGGAAUCGAUUAUCUUCACUCCGGAUUUGGGUUCCCGAUCGUUCACUGCGAUCUGAAGCCGGCGAAUAUACUCCUCGACGGCGAUCGAGUUGCUCACGUCAGCGAUUUUGGGACUGCUCGGAUUCUAGGGUUACGCGAAGAUGGAAGCAUCACUGCUUCUACCUCAGUCUUUGAAGGCACAAUCGGAUACUUAGCUCCAGAGUUUGCUUAUAUGAGGAAAGUGACGACAAAAGCCGAUGUAUUCAGCUUCGGGAUUAUAAUGAUGGAGCUGAUGACGAAACAGAGACCGACAUCGGUGAUCGAUGAAGAAUCAUCACAAGGCGUGACUCUGCGUCAAUUGGUGGAGAAAUCGCUCGGAGAUGGAGAAGAAGAAGGGGUAAUUAGGGUUGUUGAUUCGGAACUCGGGUACUCCAUCGUUUCUAAGAAGCAGGAAGAGGCGAUUGAAGAUCUGUUGAAGCUUUGCUUGUUCUGCACAAGCUCUAGACCCGAAGAUCGACCCGAUAUGAAUGAGAUUCUUACGCAUCUCAUGAAACUCAGAGGAAAAUCGAUCUCAGUUCCAGAAGUUAGUGGUGAUGGAGAAGCUUAG